AUGGCAUCCAUAUUGUCUCAACAGUUCCUCCACAUUCGAAUCCAAGAUAAUUUGAAAUUUGAUAUCCGUAUCGAAAAUGCGGACUUAGACUGCGGCCAAUUCUAUCGAGAGGGAGAUCGAAGCGACAUUUUGACAUCUGAAGAUCUUGACGACAUGAUUAUUCGGCAUAAUGGCAGUCAACGGUCCAUUUGCUUUUGUGGACAGCCAGGCUCUUUGUACGGAGCUCAAGGCAGCGUCGAUCUUGUUGACGACUUCAAAAAUGCCAGAAUAUGCACUCUCAUCUGGAGAACCGCUGUGCAUAUUGGCGAAAAGAAUGAUUUCAAGAAGCUGAACCAAAAUACAAGUUAUAAGGUGGAUAUUGGAAGGUGGAAUGAGGUCGGGGUUAUGGGGCAUAUUCCAAUAACUAUCGAGCAAUCCUGA
This is a messenger RNA of Penicillium daleae, 420 nucleotides long. RefSeq names its product aegerolysin family protein. The record is from RefSeq and is a predicted model, not a curated record. The transcript is spliced from 2 exons. NCBI's taxonomy places the organism in Eukaryota, Fungi, Ascomycota, Eurotiomycetes, Eurotiales, Aspergillaceae. The coding region runs from base 1 to 420 and encodes 139 amino acids. Gene Ontology annotation, biological process: symbiont-mediated hemolysis of host erythrocyte.